Molecule: messenger RNA, 2240 nt
Organism: Spinacia oleracea (spinach)
Lineage: Eukaryota; Viridiplantae; Streptophyta; Magnoliopsida; Caryophyllales; Amaranthaceae
Product: UDP-glucuronate 4-epimerase 3-like
Exons: 1
Coding region: 480-1835 (451 amino acids)
Source: RefSeq, a predicted model, not a curated record
AUCCCUCAUUUUUCAAAAACAAUAAAAAAUACAUCCCGUUCUUUCUCUCUCCUCCAUAAUCAAAAAAUCAAAUCUCUCCCACCCUUUGCCUCUCUGAAACUCCACCCUCAAAAAGGCCUCUUCUCUCUCCACCACCACCACCAACAUCAUCAACUAUCAUCUCUCCAAGAAACCUCAAGAUUCCAUUUCCAUCUCUCUUAUCUUCAACUCAGUUUUAGAGAGAGAAAGUCACCAAAAAUACAAAACAAACCCUCCAUUGUUGAACAAAUAUAUUCUCCAUUGAAUCCAAAAAAACCCAUCAGAAAUUCCACAUUUUGAGCAAAACCCAGAUUCCAAACCUCAAUUUCAAGCAAAACCCACAAUUUUAUUUGUUGGACAAUUUUCUGGGAUAAAUAGUUGCAGGUGGGAAGAAAAAGGGGAGAAAUUAAUUUUGUUUCUUUAAAUUUUUGUUGUUGUUUUGGGGGGUGUUUGGGUGUUGAAUGAAGGAAAUGCCUCAUUUAGACAACACCCCAUCAACACCAGGAAAGUUCAAGAUGGAAAAACCAGCCUACAUUCAUCAUCACCAUCGUCUAAGAUGGCAUUCAACUCCUCUUGCUAAACUCACUUUUUGGUCCUGCAUUUUUCUUGGCCUUAUUUUCAUGUUCUUCCUCAGAUCAUCACCUUCUUCUUCUUCAUCUUCUACGACAUUUUCUUCAUCUACAGCAGGAAUCUCCGACACUACGCGCCGCUCCCUCCGAACAUUCUCCUGGGGUGGUCCGUUGUGGGAGAAACGGGUUCGGAACUCGGCCCGAGUUCGAGCUCCCAAUGGUUUUUCUGUCCUGGUCACUGGUGCUUCCGGCUUUGUUGGCACCCAUGUCUCAGCCGCCUUAAAGCGACGAGGGGACGGUGUUCUGGGGUUUGAUAAUUUCAAUGAUUACUAUGAUCCUUCAUUGAAAAGAGCCAGACAGGCACUUCUUGAGAGAAGUGGUGUUUUCAUUGUAGAGGGUGACAUUAAUGAUGAAGCACUUUUGAAGAAAUUGUUUGAGGUGGUGGCAUUUACACAUGUGAUGCAUUUGGCAGCACAAGCUGGGGUUAGGUAUGCAAUGCAAAACCCUGGUUCUUAUGUUCAUAGUAAUAUUGCUGGCUUUGUUAAUUUGCUAGAAAUUUGUAAAUCUGCAAACCCACAACCUGCAAUUGUUUGGGCAUCAUCUAGUUCUGUUUAUGGAUUGAAUACAAAAGUACCCUUUUCUGAAAAAGAUAGGACAGAUCAACCUGCUAGUUUGUAUGCUGCAACUAAGAAAGCUGGGGAAGAAAUUGCUCAUACUUAUAAUCAUAUCUAUGGACUUUCACUUACUGGGUUAAGAUUCUUUACUGUUUAUGGCCCUUGGGGUAGACCAGAUAUGGCUUAUUUUUUCUUUACUAAGGAUAUAUUGAAGGGGAAAUCCAUACCCAUCUUUGAGGCGGCGAAUCAUGGGACUGUUGCUAGGGAUUUCACCUACAUUGAUGAUAUUGUAAAAGGGUGUUUAGGAGCAUUGGAUACUGCUGAGAAGAGUACUGGUAGUGGGGGUAAGAAGAGGGGUCCUGCUCAAUUGAGAGUGUUCAAUUUGGGGAAUACCUCACCUGUUCCUGUUUCUGAUCUAGUUUCUAUAUUAGAGAGGCUGUUGAAGGUGAAGGCAAAAAGGAUGAUGAUGAAAUUGCCUAGGAAUGGAGAUGUUCAAUACACACAUGCUAACAUUAGCUAUGCUCAGAGGGAGCUUGGGUAUAAGCCUACCACGGAUCUGCAAACCGGGUUGAAGAAGUUCGUUAGAUGGUACCUCAAUUACUAUAAACCCGGAGGGAAGAAGAGUGAUGUGUGAAUUUCUGUGAUGCUUAAAUUAUUCAAAUGUUCCACACUUCCACGGUAGGAUUAUGCUAAAUUCUUGUUCAUUGAUUCUUAGUAUGAUUGUUUUUUCGAGGUUUGUCUACUCAUUGCUGCCCAAUUAUAUCCAAUUUGUGCAAUCUUAAUGGUGCCUUAUAAUGAGAGAAUACUUGCUUACGCCCUUGGUGGAGGAAGUUUUGGGUUUACAGAACAUCUUUAGGGCAUUAUAAGCUGUACAAGAACCAUCCUUUUUGCUUUUCCCAUUUUUACUCUCUUUCAAGAGAAUGUAAUUCGUUGUAGUUUCAGCAAAUGUAGAAUUCAUCAUUAAUAGAACUUAUGCCAAUUCUUGGACACAUAGUGUUGCGAUGCAAUUUCAAUAAAACAAGAACUUGGUGCCUUUUCA